Molecule: messenger RNA, 747 nt
Organism: Chrysochloris asiatica (Cape golden mole)
Lineage: Eukaryota; Metazoa; Chordata; Mammalia; Afrosoricida; Chrysochloridae
Gene: GID8
Product: GID complex subunit 8
Exons: 5
Coding region: 61-747 (228 amino acids)
Biological process (GO): proteasome-mediated ubiquitin-dependent protein catabolic process; positive regulation of canonical Wnt signaling pathway
Cellular component (GO): nucleus; cytoplasm
Molecular function (GO): protein binding
Source: RefSeq, a predicted model, not a curated record
CCGCGGAGCCGCCGCCGAAACCGCGCAACGCGGGAGGCGGGUCCCACGAAAUAAAUCAGAAUGAGUUACACAGAGAAGCCUGAUGAAAUCACGAAAGAUGAGUGGCUGGAAAAACUCAAUAACUUACAUAUUCAGCGAGCAGACAUGAAUCGGCUCAUCAUGAACUACCUCGUCACAGAGGGUUUUAAAGAAGCUGCAGAGAAGUUCCGAAUGGAGUCUGGGAUUGAGCCUAGUGUGGAUCUCGAAACACUUGAUGAACGUAUCAAAAUCCGCGAGAUGAUACUGAAAGGGCAGAUACAGGAGGCCAUUGCGCUCAUCAACAGCCUCCAUCCAGAGCUCCUGGACACGAACCGGUACCUGUACUUCCAUCUGCAGCAGCAGCAUCUGAUUGAGCUGAUCCGACAGCGGGAGACAGAGGCGGCGCUGGAGUUUGCGCAGACGCAGCUGGCUGAGCAGGGUGAGGAGAGCCGGGAGUGCCUGACAGAGAUGGAGCGGACACUGGCCCUGCUGGCCUUUGACAGCCCAGAGGAGUCACCCUUCGGAGACCUUCUCAACAUGAUGCAGCGGCAGAAGGUGUGGAGUGAAGUUAACCAGGCUGUCCUAGAUUACGAAAACCGUGAGUCAACACCCAAGUUGGCAAAAUUACUGAAACUCCUACUUUGGGCUCAGAAUGAGCUGGACCAGAAGAAAGUAAAAUACCCUAAAAUGACAGACCUCAGCAAGGGUGUGAUCGAAGAGCCCAAGUAG